Pantherophis guttatus is the source of this 2742-nucleotide messenger RNA. Lineage: Eukaryota; Metazoa; Chordata; Lepidosauria; Squamata; Colubridae. The record is from RefSeq and is a predicted model, not a curated record.
UGUCUCACGAAUGUAGCCUGUAUCAACCCAAACUUCUCAUUUAGGCCCUUGACUGAGUUGCACACCAAGGUUGCUGAAAUUAUUGUCCUUUUUUCCCCACCUCACAGCUGUAAAUCUAGUGGUGAGCCAGUCACCAUCUUCCAUCCAGGCAAAAGAAGGGGAAAACCUCACUAUGGACUGUAGAGUCCGGGAAAAGGAAACGAAAUUCUUCCAUCGUGUUUCAUGGUAUAAGAUUGCCUCUGAUGGACAGAAGAGCUUAAUGACCCAUGGAACCAGUGUUCUGAAAGACCGAGCUUCUCUGUCUUUGAGGAACGUCAAACAGGAGGACUCUGGAAACUAUACCUGUGAAGUUCAUAAAUAUGGCCAAGGGACUGGAACUAGGGUGACAAUCCUUGCAGGACGUGAGAAGCCGUCGCAGAUCACCAACGUCGAUGGUGACGGCAGGCAAUCAGGCCCACCCAAAAAAAAUACCGACAGUGGAAUCGGAAUCCCUGUGGGAGUUGGAGUAGCCGUGGGCACCCUCAUCUUCUUGCUGCUUCUCGGAGUCCUGGUGUGGAGAUCCAAGAGGAAAAAUAAAGGAGCUUCAGAAAACCCUUUGGAGAGUGAGCCUACGGUAGCCGAAGAAGCCAAAAAGCACACUUUGACCAGGCAAAUGAGUGAGGUGACAUAUGCUGACAUCAGAUUCCACAAAAGGGAAGCUCAACCUGAUACUGAAGUUGUGUAUGCAGAAGUGAGAUUGGGCACAAAACGGCCUGAGCACAGAGACAGAGGCACCCCGGCUGCAGGCCUUCACUGAGAGAAGAGGACAGGAGAAGGUAUUUAGAGAUGAGUUGUCUUCAGAUGUUCCUGAGAUAUGUCCUACCAUGAAACUGAUGGUUCCUUUCAAAGUCUGUUGCCUUGACAAGUCUUCACCUGUUUAUCAACGAAUGGAAGAAUUGCAGUCUGCCUCCCCUUUCCUGUUUUGGUAGAGAUAGACAACUCUGUCUUCUAAACUGAAGCCAUCAUGGCUUAUCUAGACAUAAUGUCUUCCAGACGAGAGCCUUCUCUUGAAAGGAUCAUCUUUGCUUGAGCACCUAGAAGGCAGAUUAGGACACAAUCUUCUCCACUGGGGUGAAAGGAUCUCUUUUUAAUAUUCUUAUUGCUUCUGAGGUUGACAAUUGAAAACCCUCGUAAACCUUGAAUGGGACUUUCAGGUGUGCAAAGAUACAGAAGAACACAAGGUGGCAGAAAAGAGACGAGAAAGAAAAAGCCAAGAAAUUCUGUCUCCAUCUAGUGGUCAUCUGAAUUUCUGCAGCCAACUCUCUUGGAGACCAACACAAUAACAAUAUGGCAACUGAACAUUUCCCAGACCUGAUCAUUUCUGCUAGAAAUUCUCUCAAGGGAUGCAUGCAUCUCCUCGGAAGUGAUCUGUUUGCAGAUCAACACACCGGGCACGGUUGAAGGGAGCAGGAAGUGAGGCUUAGAGCAACUGUUGGCAAGGAACCCAACCUUCUUUUCCGACACGCGUCCUUCUCUUUUUCUUUUCAACCUCCUCUUCUCUUUCUUCUCAUCUCUGCAAGAGAACUGAGUAUAACAUAUGCUGAAAAGGAAGUCACAUUUUCCAAUGGGUGGGGAGGGGGGAUUUGCAUCCAUAACAGUUUUGGAGUUGGGGGCAGGAAGGGACAAUUGGAGAUGCCCAGUUGGAUUGUUGACAGAUUGUCCAUCUCACUGUGGACAAUGGUAGCAUGGCAAAAACAUGGAUUCUCAUAUCAAGAAAAUUGUUAGGAGGGGAGCUAAUUUAUAGUAAUUUUCACAAUGCUGUUUACAUUGUAGUAGUUGGCUGCAGCAGAGAGGCCUUGCCUUUUGGGCUGCGUGGUGGCUACGUCUGCUUUUAAGUAACAUUUCCUCAACCUCUACCUCUGCAACAACCAUUAUCCUUGUAACCUCCCAGUUAGAUUACUGCAAUAUGUUCUACAUGGGGCUGCCCUUGAAGACCAUUCAGAAACUUCAACUGAUGCAAAAUGUGGCUGCACCAGUAACAAAUGGUACUGGCUACACGGUACAUGUAACACAUUUGUUCUGUGAUCUGCUUGGCUGCCAGUAUGUUUCUGGGUCACCCUUAAAGGCCUACAUGUCUUGGAACUGGGCUAUCUGGGGAGACUCCAAGAGUCUCUACCCAUCCAAUUCAAUGGAGCAGAUUGGGCACGCUGCGGAUUCAGCUGGCAGGGACAAGAAAAUGGGCCUUUUUUUGCUCUGUGGAAUAUCCUCCCCUUGGAAAUUAGAUUUACCCUUUGAAAGGCUCUAAAAACUUUGCUAUAUUGUAUACCCAACCUGGGGCUCGGACUAUGUUAAUGGAUCCGUGUCUUGACUUUACUGUUAGUUGGUUUAAUUAUUUCAACUGCUGUUCGUAUUUAUUUUCUGGAUGUUUUUUAUUGUCUUAGUGUUUUGAAUUAAUUAUUUUAAUUGUUCUACAGUUUUAGAAAUAUUUAGAAAUAUUUUAGAAAUAUAAGCCACUCAGAGUCACUUAAUCAAGUGACUAAAUGGGUGUUGGGUGACUAAAUGAAUGAAUGGAUGGAUGGAUGGAUGAAGAAAUGAAUUAUUAUGGGGAUAAUGAUUAGGAGGAACCUUACAAGGUACGUUUAGAGAGAUAAAGGCUACAACAUACUUUGAAACAUCCUCAAAACAUCUAUAUAUAGUUUUGUAUGACCACGAACCACUUACCAGGGGAAAAAAGUGGCGUAAUAAAGCAAUAUUAAUAACUUG